AUGACUCACCUGCUGUGGAAAUACUACUGGGAGGACGAUGUCGACAGGUUCCGUCGCCUGCUCUCACCCGCGGGCCAUGGUUCCAGCUUAGGUUCGGGAGGUUCGGGGAGUUCAGGAUACAGCACAUCUCCUCGCAAUGUGACCAAGUCGCGCAAGAUCCCCGGAGCUGCAGGGGCAGGCUCGGGAAAUGCGCGUCAUGGUCAGGCCGUUCUUGGGCGUGCCGAGGUCAACAGUCGCGAUCAUGCCGGUCUCACCAUCCUGUUGCGCGCCGCUUCUUCUACUGCUGCCAACGCCAUCGAGUUCGUCAAGGCCCUGCUCGAACACCCAGCCAUCGAUAUUUACGUACAGGAUCCCGAGAGUGGCUGGAAUGCACUUCACCGGGCGUUGUAUGCGGGUAACAUCUCAAUUGCUCGGCUUCUCCUCGAGAAGGAACGCAAUGACUUGGCCCAGGGUCACCAUGGCGCUUUGAACAGGGUCGGUCAGCUCAUCAAGACCAAGGACCACGAGGGUAACAGCCCCUUCGACCUAUACAGUUCGACCAUCGGGGAGCGGUGUCUCAGAGAUACGGCGGAGCAUGAGAAAGAGGACGGCUCUGAGAGCGACCCGGGCGACUCCACCUCGGAUACUCCUGUGCACCCCAACAAGGUUCCGACCGCCCUAGGAGAAGAUCUCUACGCAUUCGGCAGCAACAAGAACCUAUCGCUGGGUUUCGGUGACGAAGAUGACCGCCAGUACCCAGAGCGUGUGGUCCUGAAGCGUCCCGAGCACCUCUUACGACGGUUCUACCGCGAGUACCUGCAAUCGAUCGGCGAAGAAGAGCCUGCCACAUUGGACCUGGACAAGAUUCCUACCUUGGUGCGAAAUCGGCCUAUCGAGAUUCAAGACGUUGUGUUGUCGAAACUGCACAGUGCUGUGCUGACCACGGACCCGGUGUCCAACCUCUAUGUUUGUGGCAUCGGCCGUGGUGGGCGCUUGGGCCUUGGAGACGAGAACACGCGCUUCACUUACACCCCCAUUCAGGGGCCGCUGGCCGACAAGAGGAUCGUCCAGGUUGCCCUAGGUCAAAAUCACACUAUGGCCAUUGAUGACACAGGGGCGCUCUGGACUUGGGGCAGCAAUGCUCAGCAUCAACUGGGGUAUACUCUCCCCGAGCCGGCGAAGAAGGACGAAGACCCCAUAAGCACGGUCCCUCGCCAGGUAUUUGGGCCCUUGAAAAAGGAGGUCAUCAUUGGGAUUGCCGCUUCUUCGAUUCACUCCGUCGCUCACACUGGCUCCUCGCUGUAUUGCUGGGGUAAGAAUGUGGGCCAAUUGGCCUUGAUGGACGCUGAUUCUAGGUCUCUCGAGUACCAACAAACGCCAAGGAAGGUCGCCACGUCCCUAUUCUCAUCCCCCAUCGUUAUGGUCACAGCUAUCGACAAGGCGACGACAGUCCUGCUUCAAAACCACACCGUUUGUGUCUUCACUGCAUAUGGCUACCACAUCGUGAAGUUCCCGUUUACGAGCCUAGACAUGGUCGGCAAUAUCAAGUUAUCGACGCGGUACCAACCUGGAUGGAAUCAGAUUUCCUACAUUACGUCGGGAGGAGAGACCAUCGCGGCUCUCUCAAGGCGUGGCGACCUGUUCACGAUGAAUCUCGAUCAUAAAGUUGACACCAAUAACACCGCUUCAUCCACAACGAACCCAUCCAAGAUUAAGAAUGCUGUCACGCCGCCGCAGUGCAUCUGGCACGCAAGGCAUGACGGUGUUCGCUCCGUUGGUGUGGGCGAGCAUGGCUCUGUCAUCAUCAGUACCGAGUCUGGUGCGGUCUGGCGGCGGAUCAAACGCAAUAAGGCCAAGGACACAACCACGUGUGCGUCGGACUACAAGCAAAAAGAUUUCAAGUUCCAACGUGUGCCGUGCAUCAGCAAGGUCUCAGCCGUUAGGGCCUCAGCAUUCGGCACCUUUGCUGCCAUCCGCAAGGACUCGGACAUUAUGAAGGAACAACUGAACGUUGGCAAGCAGACGCUAUGGGAGGAUGUGGCAUCAUUCAAUUGUCUCAACGGCUUCCAAGCAUCCGAGUUGAAGGAUCCAGCAGAUGAGAUCCGGAAGUUUUGGGAGAACCCCAGCAUCGAGGAGCGCAUCGGGUCUGUGGCGUAUGAAGUGCUCAAAUCUUCCACGCUGGAGAGGGACUUGGCAAAGUACAUCAACUCAUGGACCUACCGGAAUAAACCGUUGGAUGUAGCGGUCUGCACGUCUUCGUCGCCUGACAUCAAGAUCCCUGUCCACGGUUGGCUGCUGUCUGCUCGUAGCCCUGUUCUGCGAAGUGCGCUUUUCCAGUUCCGCAAGGCGGGGUCAUACACCCACGAGGCAUUCAGCAUCACCAAUGUCAAUGGCCAAGCCAUCGUCUGCUUCCAGGGCUUGGACUUGAUCUCGCUGCUGAACCUCAUCCUCUUUGCCUACGAGGACAAGGUCAUCCCGGCAUGGAACUUUACGGGUCUUGUUCGGUCGCUGGCCUACCGCUACCGCCAGAUUCGCCAGGAGGUUAUGAGACUUGCCACGCGCCUCGGCAUGAACGCUCUUGAGGCGGCUGCCAGAUCACAGGUGGAUGCCAAGAAGACUAUGGACCAAGACUUCCGGCUGGCCAUAAAGGAUGAUCGCUACUUCGCUGAUGGCGAUGCUCUUAUUGAGUUAGACGGUGCCGAGGUCCCGGUACACAGCUCGUUUGUCUGCGCCCGGUGUCCCUGGUUCGAGGGUCUCUUCCAUGGUCGGUCUGGCGGCAUGUGGUUGGACAGUCGCCGGCAGUCGGACACAGAGAAGAUUCGGAUCGACCUGAAGCAUGCGGAGCCAAAGGCUUUCCAGUAUGUGGUGCGUUAUCUUUACAGCGACUGUGGCUCCGAGCUAUUUGACGAUGCCGUGUGCGACUCGUUUGACGACUUCCUGGAUCUUGUGAUGGAGGUCAUGUCGAUUGCCAACUAUCUUAUGUUGGAUCGGCUGUCGCAGAUUUGUCAGAAAGUCAUGGGCCGGUUCGUGACCGUCCGGAAUAUUGCGCAUCUCUUGAACGCCAUUAGCCCUUGCUCAGUCACGGAGUUUAAGGAUGUCGGGCUGGAGUAUAUCUGCCUGCAGCUUGAGACGAUGUUGGAGAAUCACCUGCUCGACGAGCUGGAUGAAGAUCUUUUGCUUGAGCUGGAUGAGGUUGUCAGGGAUAACCAACUUGCCCAGUCACCGUUUGCCAGAAGCGGCAGGGCCGAGGAGCUGCUCCACGAGACCUACCCCUGGUUGGCUGAGGAGAUUCUGGAAGAACGGCAGAUCCGGAUCAAGGAGAUGGCAUACAAGGCACAUAGGGAAGAGGAGAGGCGACAGUCGAUUGCCAAAGGCAGAUGUGGCAGCUUUGAGGAAGCCAGUCCCGUUACGCCAACUCCGGAUAGAGUCAGGAAGCCGUCGCGGAUUGACCUUACUGAGCCGUCAAGUCCUAGUCUCCGGGCUAAGUCAUCCCAAGGUGAUCUGAUGUUCAAGAUGGACGAGGAUACCUCGCCAUUGUCCAGUCCCGUGCUGAGACCUCGGAAAUCCGUUGAAGCAUCACCGGCCUUGGAUCAAGCUCCUACCUCUCUCGGCAGUUCAUGGAAGGUGACAGGCAAGAAGAUCCGUCUCAGCCUCGCCCCCUCACCGCCAGCCAGCCCAACGGUUGCCAAAUCCAUACCCAACUCUGCCGGCCCCGAUUUGGCUCCCUCGACUCCAGCUAAGACUGGCAAGCCUUGGGGAGAGACCGUGACCCCAGUGUCCAAACUAGAUCUCCGCGAAAUUCUCCAGUCUCAGGCGGCUACCACCAAGCAGUCAGCCCUCUCGGCCGGGCUGACGGCUCAGAAGACACAGGAAGUUACGCCUAAGCACACUCCAACAAAGCUGUCCCAGAAGGAAAAGAAGCGACAGCAGCAGGCCGCUUUGGCAGCUCUACAGGCAGCUAAAUCUAGCCCCCAGCAGCCGCAGAACCCAUGGUCUAACGACUCCUUAAAGCCGUCACCCUGGAAGCAGAUUUCGUAUGGCAAACCUGCGCAGCCUGCGAAACCUGCUACCGCUCCAGCGGCUGAACCCGUGUCAGGUUCUCCUACAGUCCCUAAAAUUGUUGCCCCUGACGCAGGCCCAGCUGCGAAGCCGACGACUCCUCUCCCACGCCGUACCGCCUCCCCCGAUACACGCUUCGCAGGCCAGCCUCGUAGCAGCCCUGCCGCCACAACAAGACCAGGAACCUCGUCUACAACCCCCUCGCGACCUUCCCAAUCAUCUGUAUCCUCAACAACCCCUAUAGUUCCUCACUCAAGAGUCUACAUCCCCCGCCCGUCCCAAUCACGCGAGCCCGUGCUGGGCCUCAGCCUAGAGGACAUCAUCUCUGAGCAGUCCCGCGACAAACAGAUCGUUCGCGAGGCGGUAGCCAAACGGUCUCUACAAGAGAUCCAGCAGGAGCAGGCCUUCCAGGAGUGGUGGGAUGCUGAGAGUAGGCGGGUGCAGGCUGAAGAGGAGAGGAGACGACUUGAGAGGGAACGCAGAGAAAAAGAGAGGGAGGAGCAGGAACGGAGACGGGAAAGAGAGGGGAAGAGGUGGGGACGGGGGAGGGGCCGUGGCGGUGGGGGUAAUAAUAACGAGGGGCAUGGAGAGAGGGAUGGGAAUGGGAAUAGGAAUAGGAAUGGGAAUGGGAAUGGGAAUGAGAAUGGGAAUGAGAAUGGGAAUGGAAAGGGGACGCAGCAGAGGGUGAAGAAGUUGAGUUUGAGGGGAGGAAGGGAGAAGAGUAAAGGGCGUGGUGGCGGUUCUGGGGGGGCGCGUGGGGCUGCCGCUGCUUCGGGGAGGGAAAUGGAGACGGUGCAGGUUGCUGCUGGCGCUGGAGGGGGGAAUUGA
Thermochaetoides thermophila DSM 1495 is the source of this 4866-nucleotide messenger RNA. RefSeq lists its product as uncharacterized. NCBI's taxonomy places the organism in Eukaryota, Fungi, Ascomycota, Sordariomycetes, Sordariales, Chaetomiaceae. The transcript is spliced from 2 exons. Gene Ontology annotation, molecular function: protein binding. The record is from RefSeq and is a predicted model, not a curated record. Bases 1 to 4866 code for a protein of 1621 amino acids.